UUUUCACGCGGUCACUGUGCUGCUACACCUUUCUUCUACCUGACGGCGCGCGCCACCGGUGUGGGCAAGUCCAAACCUCCAACCCGCUCUGCAGGUUAUCCCGGUGAAUCACUCCUGCAGCGGCUACAAGUGGAACAGCUCGCCGUGUUUUCACCGUCCUGUCCAGGACUUCUUUUCUUUGCACAGACACGAUGAGCAAAUCCAGCACGCUGAAAGUGAAGAACUUUUUUAAACUCAAAUCCCCUGAGAAGGAGAGCAAGGAGCGGAAAGCCUCGGCCUCCCUCAGAGAUGGAGAAGAUACCGCCAACCCCAGAGACAAGUCGCAGACUUUACCGACGAGCCCCGGUGCGCUCAGCCCGGGAGACGGCGUCACGUUGGCCGAAAACAUUUGUCCCGUUUCCCCGAAAGAGAAGAAGAAAAAGAAGCUGCUGUCGUUCAGGCUGAAAAAGAAGAAACCCAAACCCGGAGUAGGUGAUGGAGGAGGAGAGGUGUUCUUCCCCGAGACCGAUGAACUGGACAGCUUCAUGAGCCACAGGAGCUUCGACCAGAUGAGCGUUUCCACAGAGUGCAGUUUCCGGACUGAAUCGGACUGGGGCCCUGACUCUGAGUCCACCUCCGUGAUCAGCCUUGACAUGAAUAACCUACACAGUCCUACUUCACCCUCCAAAUUCUUCAAGAAUUCGGAGGAGAAGAAGGGAGUGUUUGAUCGCAUCAGCCAUUUCUUCCACUCCAAGAAAAAGAAGAGCAGUAGUAGGCAGAAUUCAGACGCCUCCUCCGAUGCAAGUUUACCAACAUCCCCCUCAUCUCCGCUUUCGCCCAAGUCUCAGCAGGAGGAUGGGCUAAAGACUCCAACUCCUUCCCGAAAAGACGAUGAGCUAAAAGCGCGUUAUGCACGGGGAGCAGAGUGUGGUGAUACCCUCAGCCAAAGCUCCAGUCGCAGCGCCUCAAGCAGUCCUUCUGUGUUCACGUCUGAAGCAGAUCUCCCAUUCGCAGAUAGCAACAGCAGUGGCCGAAGCAGCGUCAGGGAGGUGCAUGUGUGCAGGGCCAGCACAGCCAGUGGUGAAAGGAAUUCUGGGAAUGUGACUCCCACCACUGUGAAUCUCGCUACUAGCACUCAUCCAAAUGCUGAUUUGAGCUCGGGGCUGGGGUUCGCAGACUCUGUGGUGGAGGAAGUAAGCAGGAGGCUGCUGGUCAGUUUGGACGAAAGUACAGCGAAGAAUACAGAGAGCUCCGGGGGGGAUGAGGCAGUUAACAAGACCGUGGUGUCCACAUUUAAAAUCCCCUUUUCUAAAGGAAGUGAGGCCCCAAAAUCACCUAACUUAACCUCUAUAAGUUUAGCAACAAAGCAAACAUCAGUGACAGUUGGAGAGAGGGGGCACAGCACCACCCUAAAAGGAAUAGCUUUAGGCUCUCAGUCGUCCACCUCACACUCGGUCACGUCUCAGCAGGAAGGUGAAGAAUGUGCAGACAUGUCAAGAGAAAACUCAGCCAAGAGGAGGGCUCGGGUAUUAUCUUGGGAAACUGUAAACGCGGCAUUGAACCCUUCAUCUGAGGAAGAACAAGUGCCCAGAGGUGAUUCUCCUGUCCAGCUCCACAAAGCCAUAUGGGUGGAAACACACCUGGGAGAGGAGGAGGAAGUGAUAAGGGAGGGGGAGAAAGAGAAGGAUAUAACAAAAGAAGGGGAGGAGGGCUUCAGAACAGACUCGCCUCCCGUGCUGGCCAUACCUGUCAUUGUCAUUCCUGAGGACGACUCAGUCACUGAGGGCACUUCUACCCCCUCAGAGACUCCGCCGUCCAGGGGCAGCUUGCCAGAAUUAACCAUCUCCUUGGCACCGACUGCAGGGGAGUUCCAAACAACCUUAGAGCAGCCAGAGGAGCCUGACAGUGGCACACAUUCAAAGCCAAGUUCACUUAAGGAGAAACGGAAAUCGAGAGAAAUCCGCGUUACGCGCAAGACUGUGAAUCUGCCCUCGAAGCACAGGGUUCUUGGCCAGAAAGUGUGUGUGAGCCCGGCGUCAAGUGUGGAUGAGAGCGGAGAGACAGGAGAAGAGUACGACAGAGAUUCGACUUCAAAGGCUUCAGACACAGCAACAGAAGUAAAACAACUGUCAAGCCUCCCAAACAACAAUGUGGAAUUCAAGGAAGACAACCUUGAGACAUUGCCAACAACAGAUGAGAAUACACACUCUGAAACAAAUACUCCUGAACCCAUAGUUAAAGAAAAAAUAGACUCUGAAGCCUCUGACUUUGACGAUACCUCAGACAUGCACAGACCAAAGUCACAGGCAGUGGGGUCCGGCGUAAAAGGCCAAGGGACUAACCAGGCUACACCAUCUAAACGAGGGGUUAAAUCAACAUCAGAAAGUUGGCAUACCACAACAAGUGGAACAAGGAGCCCAUCCUCAGCAGCUGGCAGCAGGACCAAAAAUGUGACAACAAAGGAUAAGACCUCCACAGAGAGUACAAAAGUGGGAAGUCCCAGUGAUUUGCCAUCACAGAGGGAACAUAGCAAUGAUAAAACAGUCUCAAUGUUGCCAACUUUAAAAGACCAAAGCUCCGGUGCUUCCUCAAGUGUGACAGGUUCAAAGUCUAAAAUUCCCAAACGGUCGACAUCAGACGCUGAUGUGAAAUCUCCGGUGACACCAGAUAAAACAUCACCGACUGAUGCUUCGGUGGUCACUUCCAAACUGCAGAAACAACCCAGAACCAAAGAGUCUUUGAAAUCCCCGGUCACUCCAACCAAAGCUGGCAGGAAACCAAGUUUCGAAGAAGCCAAAGGGGGGAAGGCUCGCCCAGGAGAUAUUUCUCCCACAAAAACGACUCACAAGACCGGAAUAAAGCAUAUUAAAGAAAAGGCAGAUGAAGACAGUGACUCUUUUAACCUUGUAAAUAGUAUGGAGGUGGACAACGAGGAGAGCAGUAUUGAAACAGGACACCCAAAUGACAUGGAGAGCCGGGAUGUCAAAAAACGGGCGCAACACCAUCUGGAGAAUAAUGCCUCUAGGUUGCCCGUUUCAUCUCCAACAAUAAAAAGCAGACAACCAAUAACCAUUCAGACAGAUUCAGACAGGCCCAAGACACUCCGAAAGCAGAGUGCAGAGCAGGAGCAAGAAGUAACUUCUGGCGAGAGACCAGGUAGUGAGACCUCACCCCUGAGUCCCAUGAAAGGAAGCAUGUUGUCAACAAGGCCAUCCAAACUCUCUAAAAGAAGUGUUAGUCAUAAAGAGAGUGACACACCCACCUCGUGUGUCUCUCCACCUCCCUCCAUACAAGAGAAAACUGUCUCAUUGAGACUCUCCAAACAAAGUGACAUCAAACCCAGCAAAGCUCCAGCAAAGGAUUCAGCUGAUCCGUCAUCACCUGUAAGCAAGCUUCCUACAAGGGGCCAGAGAAGUUCUAACAAACUAAAAUCCAGAAAAGAUUCACCAUCCAACAGUUCUCCAAGCACAUCUACAUCUAAACCGGAGGACUCAAAUCAGGAAACUAACAUAGAGAUAUCUGUCAAAGCAUCUGAGAGUGUCAUAGCAGAUAAAGUGAAGGACGGCGUCAGUGGUGACUUAUUAGAAGAACUGACAGACAAUCAGUCCAGUAUCAGUGAAAUCGAACUGAAAGGAACAGAGACAAAGGAAUUAGAGGAGAACAUAACCAAUCCUACGACUGAAGACAUUUUAGUACAAAACAACAGUGUGAUUAUUACAGAAAAUACAGCAGUCACAGGCCCAGGAGCUGAGGUAUUGCCUAUCUGUGAGGUUGCCAAAGAAAGUUCUCCUCACUCACCAGUUACUGAUGUAAAUAAGGCUGAGAAUGAUAGUCCGGGAGGUGAGUGUGAGACCAAACAACACACAAAAGUUGAGUCUACAUCUGAAGAUGUAUGUCACAUUCAAAAUGACAACACCACACAGAAACGUGAAACACUGUUUACACAAAAGAUUUCUUCAGAAGGGGGAAAAGAGAAAGACGUUUUAGAGACAACCCACCUAAAAGGUAACUUAAAACCAGACUUUAAAGAGCCAGAUUCUGCAGUGUCGGCUCAGGACACAAUACCAGCUCAUGAGGAUGUAACUGAUAUGUCAGCCAAACCUGUUUUGUUUGACAGCAUUCGCUGUGACAUAAUGUUUCGCUCUGAUCAGAAAGGUGUUAUGCCUAAUAGUGUUUCCCUUCCAAAAUCAAAUGAGGUCACUUCUGACAGCUAUGAUACAACUAAUAUUACUGCUAAUUUACCCUCAAAAGACCAGGAUGCUGAGCCAACAGAUGUACGUUCAGCGACUUCUGUCCCUGUUUCACUAGAAGGUAACACAACAAGUAAAGAGCAGCAAAAGGAAUCACUGAAGGAUCAAAUCACAGAUAUCAUCCUUGAAGGUGAGAGAUCACUCACAUUCAGCAGAGAUUUAGAGAAAGAUUUGAAGGUGGAGGAGAAAAGUGAAGAGGAGCUUGGCAGGAAACCAGUAGAGACUUUGGACACUCAAACAGAGACUGCGACUGUUUGUGAAUUGCCUAAGAAUGUUGAAAAUCAGCUGGACAAAGAGCCCCUUUUACUGGCAGGAGAAAUUGAAAGACAGAAGAAGGACUCAAAAACAAAUGAAAGGCUGAAUGACGUAACGAUGGAAGGCACUGACUCACAGAACAGUUGCAAAAAGGAGCUCAAGGGUAUAACUACCGAGAAUGAAGUGGAGAAAGACAUUACAAAACCAGAGAAACCAACGCAUCUAUUGCCAGAAGAGAAACAUUUACAGCCUGUCUCAGAGGACAAAGCACAGACAGUAGUUACAGAUGUCCUAGAAGAGAUUAAGACAGAGAUGGAGCAAGCAAGAAGUGCACUCCAUGAAAAUACAGCCAGUGUGGUUGAUACAAAACAGGAAUGUGGGAUCCUCUCAAAGGAAAAUGGAGUUAGUGUCUGUAAGAAAACAGAUCAGCAGGUGAAGGUAUCAAUUGUGAAAAAUGAGCUGGAACCCAAAGGACUUCGAACCAAAGACAAAGAGGUCAGGGAUAGUGAAUCACAUCAGGAGGACACACACACUGACGUUGCAAAGGAGGGUCAAACUCCAGAACUAAAAGCCUUAAUCACUAAAACUAGUGCUGAAGACACUAAAGAAGAGAGUAAAACAAUGGCAUUUGGUAAGGAUUUACCAAAAGAGAUUUCAAAUGUGAUUGCUGACACUGAAAUUAGUAGCCACGAGGACCACGCGGCCUUAAUUGCUAGAGACCAAAGUGAGGAUAUUAAACAAACAGAGGGAAAUAGUCUAGAACAGCAAACUGAGACAGAAACAGCUCAAGAGAAGGCAACACAGAGCCAGGUUUCACAAGUGGAUACAACUCAAGAUGGUGGAAAAGAAAUGACAGAAGCAAAGGAUUCAUCAACAAAGAGUUUGAAUACUGAAUUUAUGAAUGCUAACGAUGAAAUUAGUAUCCAGCAAGACCAGAAGUCCAUGGUUGUUAGAGACCAAGAUGAGGACAUUACUAAACCAGGGAAAAACAAAUCAAUAAAAGUCAUCUCUCCAAACCUUGAACCAGAACCAAAGAUUGUGACAAAAGAGUCUUUCAAGAUGAACGAAGAUACCAAAUUAUCUGAAAAAUCAAGUGUUUCCACAACUGAAAAAGCAGAGAGUAAGACUGAUAAGAAAGAGAAACAGAAAAACCUAAUUGAAAAGAGUGUUCGAGUUGAAAAUGAAGUGAUGAAGCAGGAGGAACAGCAGACAAAAGCAUCAAAGAUUGAUGCCAAGCAAGAGUCAGAACCAAUUUCUGUAAAAGACACAUCCAGCAAAAAAAGUGGAGAACAAAAAGACAAGCUCAUCAUUGUUCCAGGUAAAGUACUGAGUACUGAUGCUGAAAAGAAUGACAAAGACACCAAAGAAAAAACAAAACAUGAUAGUGGUUCGAAUCAGGAACGGCAAACUCUGCAGAACUGCAGAGAAGAGAAGACCAUAAAACACAGUGAUCUACAAAAGCCUGUGAAGACAACACUCAGUCCAUCUCUUUCACCUACACAGAAACCACCCACUUCACCUCAAAGUCUUCAGCUAAAGAACGAAUCCCCUUCUAGCUGGUUAGAUGUGGAACAUCAUCACAAACAGAAAAGGGAACAUAAAAGAAAAUUAGAUGCCUCAGCGAGCGAGGAUGAAUCUCUUGAAUCGGAUGACUUAGAUGAUUUUAUCAGGAGCAUUAAGGAGGGCAGCAUUCCUUUCUCAAUACCUCCAAAGAGGCAUAUCCGUAAAAUGUCCCCAUCUCCACCUUUUGUCAUGCCGGCCAUAAAGGAGGACAAUUUUGAGAAAACACUGGAUCCAGUUGAGUUCCAGUUCGGCUUAAGGAAAAAUGGCAGAAGUCUUAGGGAUCCUUCCCCAGCUAUGGUGAUUAAACAAAGAGCAGAUGAAAGGGAAGGACGGAGCCUGGAAAAACGCGCACAAGGUAGUGCCAACAGGACUGGAGGCCAAAUGAAACCACUCGAUGAGGUGGAAGGAAAAGAUGGAGUUAAAGAGGGGACAAAUAUGGAUGCAGGAAAAGAAGAGCAUCAAAACAAUGGGCAAGAGGCUGGGAAGUUAACGUCACGACUUGAAAGGAUAUCUAUCCUCUCCAGCUUACUGAGCUCUCCUCUGUCCUCCCGGAAAACAAAAGAGGAAGCUACAUCAGCUUCAAAUAGCACAACGAAUCAACAACAGGACGUGCCCGUGCUUGGAAAGCAGGGAGUUGUUGAUUCACCUCUUCCUGUGGUUGAGGCAGAUAAGAAGGGUGUGAAAGGCAUAGAUCAAGGCCUGCUUGUGGGUGGUGGUAUAAGUACAGUAAGUGAGUCAGCAUCCAGUCCCUCCUCUCUUCCUCCUUUGCCCUCUUUCUCUGAGAUAAAGCUGCCUGAUCAUUUAGAAAAAUACCUCAAGAAGAACAACAGAGAAUCUAAGGACUCCGAGGGCUCUACAGAGACAACUAAAACUAAACUGAAUACUAAGGGGAGUACUGUGAUGGACCAGCCCUCGACAGCAGGAACACCUAAUGUUGAUGUGGGCCUGAAGGCACCUGCAGGACCGCCUCUGACAAGCAGAAGCAACCGGGAGACUUCUCGAAAUGGACUUUCUACUUCCAGGACCAAGGUGCCUGUAGUAAGAGGGUUCCACAAAAGGCCUGGAAAGAUUGUCAUACACGAACAUGCUCAGUUUGGAGGGGAAGCAUUUGAACUGCACUCUAAUGCAGAGGACACGACCGCGUUGAAGCUGUCACCUGUUAUCUCAGUCAGAGUCAUCAGAGGAUGCUGGCUCCUCUAUGAAAAACCAGGCUUCCAGGGUCGUGUCAUUGCCCUCGAGGAAGGUCCUUCAGAGCACAUAAUAAACAUGUGGGCCGAAGAGGGAACUCCAACAACGUUAGACCAGAUGGGUCAGCCUGUACCAACAGCACCUAUGAUCAUAGGAUCUAUCCGGUUGGCAGUCAGGGACUAUAGCAUACCUCGAAUUGACCUGUUUGCAGAGGUAAAUGGGCUGGGCAGGAUGUCAUCUUACUGUGACGACACCGUGGAGAUCGGCUCAUACGCGAUCCCACAGACCACGGGAUCCAUCAAGGUCCAUUCUGGAGUCUGGCUGGUGUACACUGAUCCAGGGUUUGGAGGUUUUCUAGCAGUGUUAGAGGAGGGGGAGUAUCCUUGCCCAGAGUCCUGGGGUUUUCCAGAGCCAUUCAUCGGGUCUCUCAGACCCCUCCGAAUGGGACUGAUAAAAGUGGAGCACCCCCUUGAAAACAAGGCCUUAGUGUUUGAGAAACCCAACUUUGGUGGAGAGUGUAUAGAGGUCGACAGUGACGUGUACAACCUGCAAGAAGAACCAGAAGAAGAAAGUACAGGCAAACCGGACAAGAAGCUAGUGGGAGUGGGGUCGAUAAAGAUACUCGGUGGUCUCUGGGUGGGCUAUCUAGAAGCAGAUUUUGAAGGCCAGCAGUACAUCCUGGAGGAGGGGGAGUAUCCUCACUGCAGCGACUGGGGAGGAUCUGAGGAUGGGCUCCUGUCACUGCGGCCUGUAUGCACGGAUUUCCUGUCCCCACACGUCAAACUGUUCAGUGAGCGCCACUUUAAUCAGCUGAGCCACAACGUGGACUUGUUGGGUCCCGUCGUCAACAUGGAGGACGUCGGCUAUGGUGUUAAGACUCAGUCCGCCGACGUCAUGAGUGGAGUGUGGGUGGGAUUUGAGAAGCCUGGAUUUAGCGGAGAGCUCUACAUCCUGGAGAAAGGCCUGUAUGCAAACCCAGAGGACUGGGGAGCCCAGAACUACAAGAUCUCAUCCAUGCAGCCGGUCUUCCAUGACACACUGAUGGAAGCAACAAAAUUCAAGGUGCAGCUGUAUUCUGAGGCAGACUUCCAGGGAAAGCUGGUGGUUCUGGAGGACAGCGCAGCAGCUCUGGAUGAGGACUUUACUCCCAGGUCCUGUAAGGUUGUGGCUGGCAGCUGGGUCAUGUUUGAAGGAGCCCAGUUCACAGAGAACAUGUACGUGUUGGAGAAAGGAGAAUAUCCCAACACGGAGGCCAUGGGCUUUCUGUCUGCAGACUCUAGCAUCCGCUCCAUGCAGACUGCUGGACAUGAGUUUUCUCUGCCCUCCAUCAUCUUGUUCAGUAAGGUGGACUGUCGAGGUCGCAGAGUCGUGUUGACAAACGGAGCCGAGAACCUGCUGCAGGCAGGCCUCGACGCACGCAUACGCUCCCUGGUGGUGGAGGGAGGAAUGUGGGUGGUGUAUGAAGGUAGUAACUACUCUGGUCGACAGCUGCUCCUUCAGCCAGGUGAAGUGGCUGAUUGGUGCAAGCUCAGCGGCUGGCAGCGAAUAGGAUCCCUACGUCCAUUACUGCAGAAGCAGAUGUACCUCCGUCUGCGGAACAGGGAGACGGGAUGCGUGAUGUCCCUGACGGGAACUGUGGAGGACAUCACGCUGAUGAGGGUUCAGGCUGUGGAGGAGACAGGAGGGAUGGAGCAGAUCUGGCUCUGUCGGGACGGGCUGCUCACAUGCAAGCUGGUGGAGGACUGCUGGCUGCAGAACACCGGCAGCGUGGUGAUGGCGGGCAGCAGGCUCUGCGUUUCUCCAGAGCGAGGCAAAAACAACGAGCUGUGGAACAUCACUCCGGAUGGCUUGGUGCGGUGCCACCUCAAACCUGACCUGGUCCUGGAGGUCAAAGGUGGGCUUCAGUAUGACAAGAACCAGGUGAUCCUCAACACGUUGGAUGAGAGAAAACUGAACCAAAGGUGGACUGUGGAGAUCCUGUGAUUCUCCGGGAGACGCUCUGCUGUGCUCUUCACAGCAUCUCUGCCAGGACAGUGAGCCCUGUGACGCAGGGGCACCACAGAUCAUAGACCCAGUUUUGCACACUGUACUCUUUUGUAGUAUUUUGACUCUUUUAUUUUAUUUCUAUUCUUAUUUUUAAGGAUAACCAUUGACUGGAUCGACUUUUAAACAUAAAACUUUUAAAAAUAUGCACUCAUGUGCUGUUUGAUGAAAUAGCGUUUUCUCUUUUUCAAAAGGAACAAGUUGUGCAGAAAUGUUGCUCAUUUUCAGCAACUUUAUUCUCGACACUAUACCAAAGACUCCGUGGACCUGCCUCUGUGUUGUCACAGCAUGCACUUGAGACCUCAGCCCUGUUUCAAUGCUGCACAUCUCUCUUUACAUUAUGGUACUUUACUACUGCAUGUCUGCUUUCUGAUCGUAAUGUUGGUAAAUAUGAAUGUAUACUGACAGCUGCAAUAUGAAGUCCGAUGUGCCUACACUCCAGAGUUCUCUACUACACUUUUUUUUUUUUUUAAGUUUCUGUAGAUCAAAAAUGAUCUGUUGUAAAGUUUUGAUAUCUUUUUAGGAUUUUACACAAGAUGUUCUUUACUGCAGGAGGUUGUACAUAAGCAGCAAGUGUAUAGAUUUGAGUUUCAAAGCAGAGCUGCAGCAACAAUACUGCCCUCUGUUGAUUGUAAAUAUGUCAGUGUAAAAGAGAAAACUGUUACAUGUGAAAAUAAAAUUUUUCAUUUUCAUUUCAAAGUCA
Molecule: messenger RNA, 9981 nt
Organism: Larimichthys crocea (large yellow croaker)
Lineage: Eukaryota; Metazoa; Chordata; Actinopteri; Sciaenidae
Gene: crybg1a
Product: crystallin beta-gamma domain containing 1a
Exons: 23
Coding region: 192-9218 (3008 amino acids)
Source: RefSeq, a predicted model, not a curated record